Amoebophrya sp. A120 is the source of this 4706-nucleotide messenger RNA. The record is from the annotation of a GenBank genome assembly. Lineage: Eukaryota; Dinophyceae; Syndiniales; Amoebophryaceae.
GAAAAAAGUAGAGAGAAGACGCCUUCACACUACAGUCCAAUUGCUGCCCGUAUUGCAUCGCGAGAGGACAUGCUAUUUUGCUAUUGUCGCAUGCGCGGCACGUAGUCAAGGAAUCGAAAGAAAUUUGACGAGGUCGAAGCCGAAGAUAAGAACGCACAUGCGAUCAGGAGCGCUGAAUGCAGCAAUUACAACAAGUCUGAACAAGGAAAAACUCACGAUAUACUAAGAGUAACAACUACGUCAACAAAAUGCCAGACCUCAUAGGGGCGGGAGAACGCGACGAAAGCCGACAAUGCAUGGCGAGGCGCGACGACGGCCAGGCUGCUUCUAGUUCAUCUCGAGAUAAAAGUGCUCAUGCGAGGGAGGAGUUAAUGCUGAUGAACCACUAUGCGGACGAGGAGGAGUACGGUUACGUAAGACGACAGAUCAGGCGCGAGACAGCACAGAUGGCUGUGAAAACUCCUACUGUCACUGAACAAGACGGGAACAACUCGAUGCCGCUUUUCAUUUCGCAAAGGUAAGCGCAUCAUGACCAUGAGAUCAAUAUAUUUGCAGUCGAAGUAUCUGUGGGCUGUAGCACACAUCGAAAAUAUAGAUAAGCUGCGGACUUCUGAUAUUAUAGGGCGACCAAGAUAUAAGUAUAACCUUCGUGCUGUUCGUAUAAUUUCCGACUAGACCUUUAUCACCUUCAUGUAGAACACUAGGCUAGCAUACUUCUUGACUUUCUGAAGCCGGUCACAGUCUCCGCUAUAACCGGUGGAGCCCCGCCUCACAAGAUGCUCGAGGGCUGUCGCGCAUGAGCAGACAUUUACUCGUGGAAAGCCAGAAAGUUCUCUGACAGGCAAUCGCUCACCUAAAGAAGCAGGCACACAGAAUAUAAUGACCUUCUGAUAGCAUUGAUUCCGCAUCCAUUGUUAGUGUGCUUUUCUGUUAUUGUGAGUACACUAGUAAGUCGACCACGACUUCCGUGCAGAGCCUCACUCUAAUUGACGAUCGAACUGCAAUUACAUCAGGGACGACACCAGCGCGCGACAGGCUGACAAUGGUGAUCUUCGCCGACAGAGUCGCCGCUCCCACUAUGACAGUGAUCCCCUCGGUGUUGUUGAUAGUUACAUUGCCCCUUUGCAUGAUGGCGCGACGAUUCGGAUUCAGCAAUCCAGUGCGAGGACUGCUACAGCGCGAGUGCCGGACUGCGUCAAGACGAAGGAGGCGACUGCUGCCGAGAACAAGUAUGACUCCUCUCUGAUCGAGGGAGCGCAAAUGAGUGCGAACGGCGAUGGAGGCAGAAGUUGGACGGCCCAGCACCAGCAGGUUCUGGAAACACCGGGCGGAGGAGAAAGCUCUUCUGAUCCAGUUUUUUCGAGAAGCCCACACGGAAAUACCCCGAGACUACCUUCGUUCGGUGGGGACAUAAAUGCAGAUGGCGCAACCUCACCAGAAGGCUACCGCCUUUAUUUCAGUAUAUUUUUAUUUGCACCUGCUUUUUUUAUGUUCUCCUUCUCUCACGGCCUCCGUCGUUCUGUAUCAGCUUCUCAUUUGAUUGCGCGCCGUUAAUAUUCAAAACCAAACGCGGCCCAGCAGAAAUUGAAUGGCACAGCCCCCGCAUGGAGUGCGGUCCCAUUUGUACCCCGUGCAUUUGGUCAGCCGGAGUUUGCCCGCCUUUUCCCAUGUUCCAUCUGUUACUUACCCCGAAAGGAUGCGCCGACAUUCAUCUGUCGAGAAUCAAGGAGCCGGGAAAGCGAACAGCAACGCGGCCCACCUUUCGGCUUCGCCUAUGAAUCUCUUUCGUUUUAUGUAUUUUUAUCUACGUCGUUGGCUUUGCAUCUCCAACUGCAAAUGCAAACUGCUCCAUUGAUCAUCAGGCACCCGUUGCGAAGUUUUCUCCAGCACCUUCAGAGCAAGCUGCUCCUUGCCAGCAACUCAUACGAACAAUUGCGGCUCGACUGGCGCUGAUACCAUGAUCCAUCGUGAGAGUUUGCCUACCGUGCCGGAUGCCACAGCUGCCACCACAGUACUUUUUUCGUUGAUGCAUUCGUAGGAAGACACAUAUUUAUUACAUGGCUUUCCCAACAUUUACUCAAAGUCAAAACUUUGAGUAGGAGCUUCGCCCCGAAAUUGAUUCGUGAUUAUAUGCAAGCUGUUUGUUUUCUCUUGUGCGGAAGCUUCAACAAGAUUAAUACCGAUGCCACGACUCCAGAGUUUGGAUCGAGAUGCAAGCCAGAGGCUUCUCACUAACCUGCAAAAUCUACUUGCGCCAACAAGGUCCACAGCGGUCGCAGAGAACCAAGCGGGAAGCUUUACACAAUGGGCGAAAAUCAUUUUUACAACCUGGACUCCGUCUGCCUGGCGCCGCUGUCCGAUUUAGCUUCCGCCGUGUCUGGUAGCAGCACUAUCGCGUUUUACUCGUACAGGACCUUUACGCUCACAACAUACCUGCACCACGUAAGCAUAGUGUUGACCUUUUUAACACUGCUGGUGGACUUGUUCGCCGUGGGAAGCCUUUGCACUGCCGGAGUUGAACGCGCUGAUUGUCCGUCAGAAAACAUCAUUGCACUCGGACUUGUCUUGCCUGGGAUCCUCUUUGAUUUGGCGAACAUCUUCUGGAUGCGCGCGUACCUGCACGGAAUUCACGAAAGCGCUGAACGCGGGCGCUCGGUAUCUAGCGUACGCUGCCUGUUUUUUGAAUGAUUAGAUGAAGCAUGAUCCUCGUCCUGAAUUAUGCUGCUCUUUAAUAUUGCAGGCAGUUGGUACCAGAGCCAGAACGUCACAAGUAACCCGAUGAGUAUGCGUGAGCGCUUUAUUCUCUCUGUGCGAGUAUGAUUUUUUGCAUUUGAUCUAAACAUGAAUUGUGUAAAUGCCAACACAUAUUAAUCACUUCAAUCAGCUUCCGCCAAGAAUCUUUUUUGCGCGUAUGGUCGAAUUCUGGAUGGGGGUCUUUCAAGCCGCAUUCGCAGUUGUUUCCGCAGCUACCUUCUACCAGUUUAGCGGUUCAUCAUGCACGCAGGUAAUUACUUAGAAGAGGACUAGUCCCAACAGUUGAGGUCUAUUAUGAUCACCUCUUUUAAUAUUUUGUCGGUAUUCAUCAAAGAAAAACAGGAGCAUGAUCGAGGACCUACGAUGAAUAGCUUCGACAAGACUGUCUCUAAAAAAAACAGAGCCGCAUCGCUAUUUCGAGCAUUCUAUUGGCUUCGACGUACGCUCUCGCGGUCGUGUUUGAUCUGUGCGCCCUCGCCUGCAGAUACACCUUUCGCUUUGUAUCGAACGGAACCUCUUCGGACCCAGAACGCGAAUGGUUUCAGUACCUUGAUUACGUUCUGAUGAGAUGCGCCACUCCCGUGCUUGCAUGCCUGGUACUCGCGAUCGCGGGAGGUGCGGCCGCAACGUGCGAAAGCUCCACCGCUGCGUACCAUAUGGCUGGUCUCUUGGGAGCUGCCCUGGCUGCGGAUGUGUGUGUGGUAUUCUUACAUUUUUUCCUUACGACUACUCACUGUGCUCACUCUGUGUGGUAUUAGUCUUUUUCUUUUCCAUUGCUGCAUGAUGCUAAAGGAAGUAGUAGAGAUUCUAUUUAUAUGUCAUCUACAGGUUUGCUCCGCGAAUGAGUUUGAUGAUUGGGCUACCCGACUCUUUCGGCAAGGUAUUUUAAUUUUUUACUAUCCUACAUUGUUUUUGUUUCAGAUCCAGAUGCAGAUGGUUCGUAGUAGUCGUAUUUUUUUCGGGACUUGUUCUUGCCUAGGAGCAUGUACUCAGCGCUCUGUAACCCGCGCAGGUAAACCCAGCAUUCCUGUCGCAGCGUGCGCUAGCGUGUUCUGCAUCACGAUCUGGACCGCUGCCAUUGGCAUGAACCUCUUCACCUGCAUGAACGCACUGUUUGUGGCAGAGCUGAUAAUUGUAGGGUUGAUGACGAUUGGAGCUGUGAUUGCGGUUUUCAAAGCGGCCACUUUCACCGGACCCACAGCUGAUGGUGAGACUUCGCCCCUACUUACGAUAUAGAUAUCUCGUAUGAGAUGUGAGAUUUGUUUAAACCUGAUAAUUGGUAUUGAUGAUUUCUUCUUUUAUUUACUGGAGUUCUGGUUCUCUCACACUCGGUUACGGUUUCAACUCAGACUCAGAGCUAAAAAUGAAUCUAAGGAGCACUUUCACGAAUUUUGGUCCAAUGAAUGAACCAGUUUUGCGUCAAUGAGUGAUCAGUGUUAUGAAGCUUCUGUCGCGUUCAUUGAUAUACCUAUAGAGCUUGCCAUUACAUCUUUAUUUGAGCAAGAGCUUGAGCUUCAACUUUUUGUAUAAUUUGUUUCCAAGAAGAGGAUCGAGGACAAAGAAAUGACCAACGCUAGUACUCGCGGGUUCACUGAUGCCUGUUGUGAGUCGAAAACAGAUACGUUUGCACGAAAACUGCGGAGUGCCGCAGUGCACAAUCCUUCUAAGAUGUUGUUUCAGGAGGAGUACUUCGAGCUCAAUGUUGUGAAUACCUGCGGCAAUCCAAAUUCAUGUCGCUGAAGCAUUAGCAUCCGUCACUUGUGACGACUGCAGCUCCACCAGCUUCGGUAGAAUUGUUGUUCUACGACAGGCUACCGUGCUGGAUUGGUCUUAUCCCACACGCUGAGGAACAGAAACUCUCCUACCGAUGCCACCCAAGUUUAGUAUCUUGGGAGUUCAGAGUUAUAAUUUUAAUUGUGAGUUAAAGGUAUAUUAAUUUUGCUGGAAGGGGG